AUGGGUCUAUUUAGGAAAUCCAAACCUGCAGUUACCAGGGCUUCCAACGGGCCGUACUACGGUCCGUACAAAGUGAACCGUAACGGUCACGUGUUCAGUACGAACGUACCAAGUUCGUACAAUUACGUGAGCCGUAACAGUUACGAUACGUACACCUACCUCUCCUCCUCCCUGUUGCCUCAAAAUCGCCCAAUCGUACAGUACUACGCCUCGUUGGAAGCCCUGGCAGUUACCACCUCUUCUGAUCCUCUUGUCACCUACCACAUCUCACAAAAUCUCUCCGGAAAACUCAACGUUACCUCGGAAUCACUGAACUCGUAUUCCUACUCGAUCACACUCUCGGUAAAAAAGGCAUGGCGUGACACAAUUGAAGUCGCAAUUCACCGCUCCAUCUACUCGACCUUCCAACAACAUGGUGACGUCGUCGGCCACUGCCUCAUACAAACGGUUCAGGGAAAGUUCUUGGAAUGCAAGUUCGAUGCGUAUGGUACAGAUAUCACUCUAGAUCGCUCAGGGAGCAACACGAACAUGAACAAGAGUACCUAUGCCCUCUCGGUGCCGGGACUGGGGAAGUACAAGUGGAUGCAUGACUUAGAGUCCAUUACUGGCGUAGAUAGGCGAUUGAAAUUGGUGGACGAACAGUCGGGAGCGGUUUUGGCUCGGUUUGGAGGCUCGCAGAAGGGGAUUAGUGAGUUUGGAGUUUUGGAGGUGUAUGAUUACAAAGUGACAGGAGAUCAGGAUUGGUGUGGAUUGCUGAUUCUCACCGCCGUGUGCGUGUUUGCAAGGGAGGAGAGGAGUAGGGAAAAGAGAAAGAAGGUAGGCAGUGUGGCUGGUGCAGUGGGUAAUUGGGGUGGGCUACUGACUAUGGGGGUUCCAAUGGGGAACUAG
Messenger RNA from Lindgomyces ingoldianus, 888 nucleotides. RefSeq lists its product as uncharacterized. The transcript is spliced from 4 exons. The record is from RefSeq and is a predicted model, not a curated record. Bases 1 to 888 code for a protein of 295 amino acids. NCBI's taxonomy places the organism in Eukaryota, Fungi, Ascomycota, Dothideomycetes, Pleosporales, Lindgomycetaceae.